AUGUCGAAGAAGGCCAAUCCAAUCAGUGACAUCGUGUCCUCGCACCGUCCAGAUCUGGACAAAGACUACGUCCCUGUUUACAAGAACUUCCACGCCAACCCAGAGCUCUCGCAUCAAGAAAAGGAAACAGCAGCAAAGAUAGCCGAACACCUCUCCCAAACAUGUCCUGAAGUAAAACUACACACCAAUAUCGGCGGACACGGCUUAGCAGGCGUUCUCGCCAAUGGAUCUGGCCCCACCGUACUUCUCCGUGCUGACAUUGACGGCUUACCCGUACUGGAGAAGACAGGACUCGAAUGGGCAAGCACAAAACGAAUGGUAGAUCUCGAGGGAGUGGAGAAACCUACCAUGCAUGCCUGUGGUCAUGAUAUACAUAUCACCUCUUUACUGGCUGCCGCAUCUCUGCUUUACAAUACCAGAGACACUUGGUCUGGAACGUUGAUUUUCUGUUUCCAGCCUGCAGAGGAAAAAGGGCAGGGUGCACAGGCUAUGGUGGAUGAUGGAUUGUACGACAAAGUCCCUAUUCCUGAUGUUGUUCUAGGUGGACAUGUUAUGCCUCAGCGAGCAGGUACGCUGGGUACUAAGCGUGGGCUUAUGGCAUCUUCAGCAGAUUCACUCAAAGUAACGCUGCAUGGGAAGGGCGGCCAUGCCAGUCAACCGCAUAGACUGGUCGACCCUGUAGUCAUGGCAGCGAGCACGGUGAUGAGAUUGCAAACGAUUGUCAGCAGAGAGGUCGAUCCUGCUGACAGCGCGGUCGUCACCUGUGCCUGCAUUAUCGCAGGCGACGCUGAAAACGUUGUUGCUGACGAUGCCAUCCUGAAAUUGGACUUGAGAGCCGUGAAUGCCGAAACAAGAAGUAAAGUCCUCAGCAGUGUCAAGAGAAUUGUCAACGCAGAGUCCAUGGCUAGUGGCGCGGUCAAAGAUCCUACUUUCGAGACGACUCGAAAUUUCCCACUCACAAUCAACGACGACGAAGUCACACAGCGUUUGGAAGAGAGCUUCGCUGAGCACUUUGGAUCUGAUGAAAAUUCAUACACCAGUUCUGCGUUAAAACUUGGUGGUAGCGAAGACUUUGGUAUUCUAGCAACCGCGAUCAAAAAGCCUUCGUCCUUCUGGACUUACGGAGGCACGGACCCUAAGAUAUGGGAUAAAGUGGCAGCUGAUGGGCGUCCUGGAGACGUGCCUAUCAACCACAGUGCCUUGUUUGCACCAGUAAUCAUGCCGACGCUGCAAGUGGCUGUCGAUGCAUAUGCUGUUGCAGCACUGACUUGGCUAUUGAAGCAAUGA
Molecule: messenger RNA, 1287 nt
Organism: Aureobasidium namibiae CBS 147.97
Lineage: Eukaryota; Fungi; Ascomycota; Dothideomycetes; Dothideales; Saccotheciaceae
Product: metal-dependent amidase/aminoacylase/carboxypeptidase
Exons: 3
Coding region: 1-1287 (428 amino acids)
Molecular function (GO): hydrolase activity
Source: RefSeq, a predicted model, not a curated record